AUUGAGAGCCACUACAAGGCUCAUAUGAAACAUAUCCAGGAACGUAAACAAAGGCGCUUGCUGUUAGAGAAGAAGUUGGCAAGCUUAUGUGUGUCGGAAGAGGAGCAAAUGGAUCUUCUCAAAGACUUGGAGCUUAAAGAGACGGAAUAUAUGCGGCUCAAAAGACACAAGAUUUCAGUGGAUGAUUUUGAGCUAUUAUCUAUUAUAGGGAGAGGGGCAUUUGGAGAGGUUAGAUUGUGCCGAGAGAUAAAAUCAGGCAAUAUCUAUGCAAUGAAAAAGUUGAAGAAGUCUGAAAUGCUUAGCAGAGGACAGGUUGAACAUGUUCGAGCAGAAAGGAACUUGCUUGCAGAAGUUGCCAGCCACUUCAUUGUAAAACUAUAUUUUUCUUUUCAAGAUUCUGAAUACCUGUAUCUUGUAAUGGAGUAUCUGCCUGGUGGUGAUAUAAUGACAUUGCUGAUGAGGGAGGACACAUUAACUGAAACCAUUGCUAGAUUUUACAUUGCUGAAAGUGUUUUGGCCAUAGAGUCUAUCCACAAACAUAGUUAUAUCCACAGGGAUAUUAAGCCUGACAAUCUUAUUUUGGACAAAAAUGGCCACAUGAAACUAUCUGAUUUUGGCCUUUGCAAACCUCUUGACUGUUCCAACCUAUCUCCAAUAAAUGAAAAUGAACUUAUGGGUGAAGAGAAUGUGAAGGGGUCCCUUAAUUCCAAUGGAAGCUAUUGGAAUAGCUCUCAUGAACAAAUGCAGCAUUGGAAAGCGAAUAAAAGGAAAUUGGCAUUUUCAACCGUGGGCACACCAGAUUAUAUUGCUCCAGAAGUUUUACUAAAAAGAGGCUAUGGGGUGGAAUGUGAUUGGUGGUCUCUCGGUGCUAUUAUGUAUGAGAUGCUAAUAGGUUAUCCCCCAUUCUACUCCGAUGAUCCAAUUACUACUUGCAAAAAGAUUGUGCGUUGGAGUAAUCAUUUGAAAUUUCCGGAGGAAGCAAGGCUGAGUCCUGAAGCUAAGGACUUAAUCUGCAGGUUGCUUUGUGAUGCUGAAUAUCGGUUAGGUUCUCAGGGAGCAGAGCAAAUUAAGGCUCACCCCUGGUUCAAAGGUGUUGAGUGGGACAAACUUUAUGAAAUGGAUGCAGCAUUUAAGCCAGAGGUCAACGGUGAACUUGAUACUCAAAAUUUUAUUAAAUUUGAUGAGGUGGACCCCACACCUGCUAAAACUAGCUCUGGAAACAUGAGAAAGAUGCUUUUAACCCCUGAAAGUUUAAGUUUUGUCGGCUAUACAUAUAAGAAUUUUGAGGCCAUCAAAGGGCGGCGCGGCUUAUCCAAGGAAAGCAGGAGCAUUUCAUCCGACCGCUUGUCCACUGAUUCAACCAGCAGUGAGCCUGCAGUUAUAUUCUCCUCCAAGACUGAUGGUGCUGAAUCACUCACCCGCACCUCAUCCGUGGGUACUCUCUUACAGUGACAGAAAAUUCGGCAACAUAAACUGAUGGCCGGUCAUGUUGGAGAGCCCGGCAACAUGUACAGUGAAUCAACCAGUGGUUACCUG
This is a messenger RNA of Cuscuta campestris, 1536 nucleotides long. The record is from the annotation of a GenBank genome assembly. Lineage: Eukaryota; Viridiplantae; Streptophyta; Magnoliopsida; Solanales; Convolvulaceae.